AUGGAACAUUGGAAUAUAUUCAAUAAUGAAAACAUAAAUGAAGAACAAGAAAUGAUUGAUCGAACAUCAAUUAUAUGUUCAUCAAAUAAGAUUAUUAUUGAACUUGUUGGAUAUGAACAUCAUUUAAUGGAUAAAACGGUUUUAGAAUUCGCUACAUCAACCCAACAAUUACAAUCUCAAACACGUGUCUAUGUAGUUUUUCGUGCUUUAAUUAGUGCACAUUAUUCAACAAAAGUUAAUCAAUGGGUUAUAUUAUGA
This is a messenger RNA of Rotaria sp. Silwood1, 258 nucleotides long. NCBI's taxonomy places the organism in Eukaryota, Metazoa, Rotifera, Eurotatoria, Philodinida, Philodinidae. The record is from the annotation of a GenBank genome assembly.